AUGUCGCAAGAUAACGCACCCGACCUCAACUCCAUCCUGAGAACCCUCUCCGCAUUCUCCAAUCAGAACCAUGCUAUUGAAGCUGAUAACAGCUACGAACCACCACCAGUUCAACCUCUCCCUGUACCCCAAGCACAACCUCAGUAUCCCAGACAACCUCCUUCAUCAUCACCACCGUCAUCCCAGGCCCAGGCCCAGUCCCAAUCCCAAAACAGAGAACCCUCAUCUUCAAUCACAACAUGGCCCGCGGCUCUCAGACAAGUCAUGCGAACCGUUGCCCAAAAUGAGGACAUUCAGCGCCGCAUCCGCUUCCUCAUCCAGCGGCAGCACGACCAUGAGAGGCAGUGGUGGAAGGGACGUGAAGCACUGGUGCAGAAGCAAAGCGCACGAAAGGAGAAGAAGAGGGAGUUAGAUCAGGUUUUACGCUCCAUUGGCGCUCCGGUAGAGGAGAAGGAUGUUUCUACGGCCGAAGAAGACAUCGCUGAGGUUCACAGCUACGAUAUCAAAGUGUACAGGGCGUCAAAGCAGAUGGCUGACGCUAUGCUGGUUGAGCUGAAAGCUCUGGAGGUACCGUUCUUCUGCAUCAGCAAAGGUCUUAUUGCGAGCGACGCAAAUAAGCAGAAUCAUCAACACGGGCCAGAUACGCCAGAUAGACAAAGCCGGUUGUCUGUGGAUGAACUGACGGCUUUUCAACAGCGGAUGUUGGAGUUACUGCAGGAUCUCUGCAAAGAAUGA
Messenger RNA from Aspergillus mulundensis, 735 nucleotides. RefSeq lists its product as uncharacterized. The coding region runs from base 1 to 735 and encodes 244 amino acids. The transcript has 3 exons. The record is from RefSeq and is a predicted model, not a curated record. NCBI's taxonomy places the organism in Eukaryota, Fungi, Ascomycota, Eurotiomycetes, Eurotiales, Aspergillaceae.